CACCGUCGUUCGUCACUGGUCUUCAUGGACCCCUCAAUGGAAUUUCUAAGAAUGCCUAAGAACGGUGACAUUGACAGGGCUGAAUUAAAGCCGUCGUACUACUUCUUUGGGUUUAGACUGCUCGGAUACUCAUCUGCCGACCAUUUGCAGGUCGGAUUCUUGUGAGCAAUGAACAGGAGAAGCUCGUGUAUACAUGGGAGUCAUGUGGAAUUGAUCCCAAGACACUCUCUCGAACCUCUUACAACACUUUUGCUUCUCGUCCUCGAACAGACGGGCAUGCAUUUGCCUUGGUCAAGUAGCUACACUGACUGCGGUCGGCUGUUGGCCGCGUACAGCUUUGUCUUCCAGCUCAGUACCUCGGCGUGUACUGUAUAUAUACAUAUGUCGGAAUGGGGAUGCGCCCUAUGUAUGCCAACAAACAAAAAGGAAAAGUGAUCCUAUUUCCGAAUUACCAAAAAGAAAUUAUUGUUUCGCUGGGAAAUGGAUCAAAGAAAGCCGUGAGAUAUCACCACCGUGGUUUAACCGCAACGGGUAUGGUUGGUUUCUCUACUUGGAUGGAUACUUGCAGACGAGAGAUGGCGGGGUAACUAUCGUCAGCCGUGCCUGGACAUGGCAAGUCUCCACUAUAAGAUCGGUGCGCCAUUGGCUGCGGCUCGUAGGCAUGAGUGGGAUGAGCUCCAGCGCUCUUUGGGGGAGGUCUGAGAGCCGGAGAGCCUGGGAGCCAGGAGCUUGAGAGCCUGGCAGCCUGGCCGCGGUUCGGGAGCUAAUCGCCAACGUCAGACGUCAGGUCAAGAUUAUGUAGUUAUGUACCCAGUCGC
Truncatella angustata is the source of this 818-nucleotide messenger RNA. RefSeq lists its product as uncharacterized. Bases 169 to 435 code for a protein of 88 amino acids. The transcript has a single exon. Lineage: Eukaryota; Fungi; Ascomycota; Sordariomycetes; Amphisphaeriales; Sporocadaceae. The record is from RefSeq and is a predicted model, not a curated record.